This is a messenger RNA of Lymnaea stagnalis (great pond snail), 4943 nucleotides long. Lineage: Eukaryota; Metazoa; Mollusca; Gastropoda; Lymnaeidae. The record is from the annotation of a GenBank genome assembly.
GUCUCCUCCACGCUGUGAACCACCCCUGAUAGAAACAAAUCAUGAUCUGCUGUUCGGCCCGUAAACGUAGACCUAAUCCGGUCAGUGUGUACAUCUAAAUAAAAACGGAGUAAACAUUAAAAACAUCUUAGCUGAUAGUUUGCCAUGAGAAUUAUUGAAGUCACGGUUUCAGUUUGCUGCCAAGCAAUGUUCUCUGUUGAUGUUCUGUCCAAUUCAUUACGAUCUUGUAUAAAGAAAAACCUGAUAUAUAUUUAAAAAAACUAAAAACAAAUAUGAAUUCCACAUUUAAAUAUUAACACAAAAAGAUACAAAGAGUUGUGUGCAAUGUUCCCUUUCAGCUGCGCAGCUGCGCGGCUUGCGAAGUUAUCGCACAAGCGCCGCGCAGCAGUUUUGAGUAUCCGCGCAGCAAAUUUCCGCAUGUAAGUGUGUGUUUGUGUUUAUGGGCUGCAAAAUUUUGCACACACAAAAUUUGAUGCUGUAAAACUUUAAACUUUACACACAACUGUGUGAUUUUGCACAGGAACCAACAAACCUUAGAGGGACCAUUGGUUGUGUGUUCUGAUAGAUAAAUAAAUAAAUGACAACACCAUUUAUUAAUAACAGAACGGAAAAUAUAGUUUUAUCUGCUACAGACAGAAAACUCAUGAUUUUUGUUUUUAUCUGAUGUAUAUUAAUAUAGGAUGUACGCAGUGAUGUGCUUUAUUGGAUGAUGUACGUCACGGUUUAAUGUUGUAAGAAUGAUGCCCGUCUCCUGUCCUGAAGUUUACUUACUGACGUCACUUCUCCUGUUAAUCUGUUUAAUUCAGACAAGUUUCUUUUACCCUUCUCCCCGCAACCACCCCCCGUUUAUUGGAACCAUUGCAGUCCAAAGAUGACCUCCGCCAGGCGCCACUGCAGGAGCCAUACGUCUCUGACUUAGGCAGACCACCGUCACCACGGAGAUACACCCAACAUGCAAGUUGUCUCUCUUUUUGUAUCGUCUCGUCUAAUGACCACCCUAAGUUGAUGUCAGAUUAAGGCCAUUUUGGGAUAGGAAUUGUAUAAGAAAUAGAAGAAACGAAAUCCUUAAAAAAAAGGUCUCUUGUAUUUAUUAAGGCAUGGCAUAUUUGAGGGAGAAGAUGAAUCAAUAUGGAUUUCCGAUCAAAUGCAGUAGCUUGAAAGGUUUAUUUGGAAUGAGUAACCGUUAUUACUUUCCUCAUUUAAAUUACUAAAUAAUAAACUUACGUAUGGUGUCUUUAAUAAGACUCAUUGAACCACUCGUUCACCUCAAACUAGAAAAAAAAAAUUCAAUUCAAUUCGUACAACAAGUCUAAGGAAUUUUUUAAAUAGACAUUAUAUGCAAAGAAACUUUUAAAACUUAGUACCAAAAAUUGAAUUGAUGUGAAAAUUAAAAAAGGAAAUUGUUUUAAAAGCACUAGAGACAGGAUCUUCCCGAUGCAUUUGGAAAGUAAAUUAUAUUGCCAAACAAAUAUUUCAAUAUUCAUUAAAAAAUUCGAAGCUUAAGAGGCGGGAGGCCCGCUAGAGGCAUUAGGUCCCCUAGAGGCGUGAGGCCCCUUGAGGCGUUAGGUUCCCUAGAACCUUGGGUCUCUCUAGAGCCGUGAGGCUCCUUAGAGCUGCGAGGCCCCUCUAGAGCCGAGAGGCCUCCUACAGGCAUGAGGACCCCCUAGAGGCGUGACCACGCCUUAAGACGGAAAUGAUCUGGGGUACUGGGCGUGUCCGACAAGGCGUCAUGAGUUUAAAAUUAACAUAAUUUCUAUGAAUGAAGACUGUGCCGAGCUAUCUGUAUCUGCAUAAUCUCACAUGAAUCUGACAGUCAAUACCAACAAUUCAGUUUUUAUUUUCGAAAAAGAAUGAACUAUUCGUAAUCAACAAUUUAGAAUAAUAUGUUUUUAAAAUGAAUUUCUUUAACAAUUGAUCCAGAAAUGUGACCAGAAAACAAUUAACAAGCUUUUCGGUUUUAGCGAUCACAAUUAUUUAAACAAAAAAACAAGAGAAAAAUAAAUUAAUUUAAAAAAAAAAAACCAGCUAAAAUAUUAGUCGAUACUGUCGUAAAGCCAAACUCACACAAAACUUCAAUUAAUAUCGUCGUCAAGCCACACUCAUAUAAAUAUUAUAGAGCAUUCUGCAUGUUCAAAUCAGAAUGUCAUUUGAACCAAGUAUUGAGAGCUGGGAGAGCAAACGUGACGAGUGUAGAAACAAGACGUUGAUGUCCAAAUACAUAAUCAUGAACUGUCCGUGACGUUGAAUAGAGAACUGUGUUUUAUUUUCAAAGUGCCCCGUAUUAUUUCUCUUGACGAAAAUUGAUCCUUGCUUCAAUCGGCUCAUUUUUAUAAAGGGUUCUUUCUCUUUGAUGUUAAAGUAUAGAACAAACAUUUAACCUGCUCUUUUACAUUUCUACGAUUUUGAGUCUUUUAUUUUAUCUUGUGAAGUCCACAUAUCAUGAAAAUAACUGUUUAAAUCUUUUUUGACACAUUUUCAUUUUCUGUCUUUUGAGAGUCUUAUUUUCUGUCCCGAUUUUCUAUAAUUGAGUACACCCCGAACUGAAAGUAGGCUGACGAUCUACUCUGAAACCCUUUUUCUGUCCGUGUCCGACUUUUCCAGGUGAGAGCGGACGAGUUUAACUCUCCUGUGAGCCCAAGGCAGAACUACUACAUCCCGACCGAUCAAGUCAGGCCGCCCUCAAGAGACCGUCAAUAUGCCAACUAUGUAAGUGUGGCGGCGUUGAGAACAGUGCUGAAAUAUUUUUUAUUAAUGUUUCUUAUAUCUGUGCAAGACCGAUGAGCAAAGAAUCCUCUUUGGAUGAGAGAUAUCUUAGAGAUCUCUCACAAUGCAUCACGAUACCUAUGUCGGUAUGUGAGAAAUUCUUACAUCGAUUUAAUAAACUUACAUUAUGCUUAUUGAGAUCUUGAUGACGUCAUUUUUAAAAAAAAUACCUCUAAAUUAAAGUUUUAAUGAAUUUUCAAUUAUUAUAAAGAUAAAGAUUAUUUAUUAUCAUACUUAAUUUUUUUUUUUUUACAAAAAGUAUUACAGGCGAACCCGGUUAUGUCGACGGCUCCGGGGUUUUCCAAAAAACGUCGAGAUAACCGAUGACCGAGAUAAAUGAAAACCAAUAUGGAGGCAAUAUAUAAACAUGUGCUUGAAAUUUCUGUAUGUACACCAUGAGUGUUUAUAAAUGAGAAUAACCAACCGCGUCACCACGAUAUUUUUUUAUGAAGCGAUCGGCAUGCUAUAUAAUAUACAUAGCUGUUCGUUAGCAACACAAGGCAUAUAUGGGGUGCCACUUUUUUUGGAUAAUCCCGGAAUUCCUGAUUCGUGAGGCCUAAUAUUUUUCAGCUCCAAAUUCGCAAGUUUUUAUUUUGCCUCGCUCAGAAUUCGCUAGUUCAGUUUAUUCAAGUACGGAUUCUGGGUUAAAAAAAAAAAUUAAAAAAAUCAACGUGUUAGACUACGUGAAAGCCUCUUAAGUGGCAAGCGGGCUCGCUAUCAAUAAAACAGGUCCUGCGACCUCUGACUUUUCUUUGCUAGCCGCUCACUCCCCGCUUCUUGCUGUGUCAAGUUAAUUGCGCGGACAACGAUUGUGUCAUUACAUGUCAACUACAGUUUCAAGUAGGCGCGUAUCUUUUUUAAAUUAUACUAUCCUGACUGAUUCCCCUCCUCUGACCGAUAAACGAUCUUGCCGGCUGCCGUCCAUGGUUUGCCUUGUAAAAGUUAUGUGGUGGGGUGGGUGAAUAUACAUUGCUGUUCUUUAUUUCAUAAAUGUAUUAUUUAUGUAAAUUUUUUAUGUACAGCGCUAUACAAGACCUCUUAUUAUGCAUUAUCGGCAUCCUUCUGUCUCGUGAGACGAUGGUGCAUCACCGUUGGGUUGGGUUGCAUUUUCCCGAGUGGCUGUGCAGUCCUAUCCUUGAGUGACAGUCUUUACCACAGUUUUUACACACGAGUUCUGUGCUUCCAAAUGUUUUGGCCUUUCUCCUAGCUCUUCUGUCUGCAGCCUCUUCCAUUCUUCGCUCCUCGGCUACCAUGACGCCCUCUUUGACAACUGUGCGCCACGUAGAUCGGUCUUUUGCCUUACACUCCCAGUCACUUGUAUGUAUUUUGGCUGCUUUCAUGUCCCUUUGACAGACAUCUUUAAAUCGCAGACGUGGGCGACCUGUUUUCCUCUUUCCCGAAGCAAGUUCACCAUAUAGGAGGUCUUUCGGAAUGCGGCCGGGACUCAUUCUUUUAACAUGACCUAGCCAUCUCAGGCGUCUUUCACUAAGGAUUGUGAACAUGCUUUGGGUAUUCGCACGCAUUAGGACCUCACUAUUAGUCACUUUUUCUUGCCAUUUAAUACCAAGGAUGCGACGCAGGCAUCUCAUAUGGAAGCUAUUAAGCUUGCGCUCUUGGGAUGCAUAGGUGGUCCAUGUCUCGCUCCCGUAUAGUAGUGUACUGAUGACACAAGCUCGAUAGACGCACAGUUUGGUUUUCUCCGUUAGCUUGGUGUUUUGCCAGACCCGUUUAUUAAGACCUCUUCUUAUUAUUAUUAUUAUUAUACAGUUUUCAAAAGCCGGCGAUUAAUCAUUGGGAUCGAGAUAACCGGGGUUAGGUUGCAAAUUUUGGCCGCCUUUUGUGCUAGAGAUAUCAGGGUUCGGGGACAUAAAAGAAUCGACAUAACCGAGGAGAAAAUACUAAGACAAAGAGUGAAUUUGGUGGUCCCACUUAAAAACGUCUACAUUACAGGUUUGGUGAGUUAACUGUGUUCGUGAUAAAUGGGUUCGACGGUAUUUGAAUUUCAAAUUUGCUUGGAUGUUUACAUUUUUUUAUUUUGAUACUCUUUAUUGAAUGUUUUAAAAUUUACUUUGUUUUAGGUUACUCCCCCCAACGAUUAUUAUAACACCCCUUUGAACUCAAGGCAAAGUCCAAAUGAUCUAUGGAGGACCCCUUCACGAGAUCGGUCCUAUGGAACCUAU